Messenger RNA from Blepharisma stoltei, 1981 nucleotides. Lineage: Eukaryota; Ciliophora; Heterotrichea; Heterotrichida; Blepharismidae. The record is from the annotation of a GenBank genome assembly.
AUGGAAGGAGCUAUUAUAGAAGGAGAAGCAACAAUAACUCUUCCUGAUGGAACAUCUGCAAAGCUUCCGUUUAUUCGAGGAACUCAAGGACCACCAGUUAUCGAUAUUCGUUCUCUAUUUACUCAGCUAGGCUGCCUCACUCUUGACCCAGGCUACACUUCAACAUCAAGCUGUCUUUCUGCAAUUACAUAUACUGAUGGAGAAAAAGGAGAGCUAUGGUACAGAGGCUAUGCAAUCGAAGAUCUGGCCAAUAAUUGUACCUUUCUUGAAGUUUGCUAUUUGCUAUUAUAUGGAGAAUUGCCCAAUACUGCUGAACUAGAAAGAUUUGAAAAUGCUGUGAAAAAUGAGAUGUUGAUUCAUAUGAAACUUAUUGACUUCUAUAGCAGCUUCCAGCAAGGUGCACAUCCAAUGGCAAUUAUGGUGGGUGUUGUAGGAGCUUUAUCAGCGUUCAUGCAUGAAGAUAUCGAUGUCUUGGUAGCUGAACAACGUGAAGCAGCUGCAAUUAGAGUUUUAGCGAAAUUCCCUAUGAUGGCAGCAAUUGCGUAUAGAACUGCAUAUGGACUGCCAAUAGUUUUUCCUAAAUCCCAUCACAGCAUCUACCUCUUUUUUGCUUGCAUGAUAAAAAUAUUAAAAAUAAUCAUCAAAAUUUUAAUUAGAAAAGUCAAAAAAAAAAAACUAUAUGAAUUUCUAAAGAUAAAUAUUUAUUAAAAAAAUCUAUUAAAUUCUUUUAAAAUAAAAUUAUUUAUCCAUUAUUAAAAAAUCUAUGCCCCUUAAUCGAGGAUAAGAAAAAGUUCGGAUACACUGAAAACUUCUUGUAUAUGAUGUUUUCAGACCCGAUGUCUGAUGAUUUUACAGUCGAUCCUGUCGUAGCUAAUGCUCUUGAAAAAAUAUUUAUCCUCCACGCCGAUCACGAACAAAACGCCUCCACAUCAACUGUCAGAAUUGCCGGAAGCUCUCUUGCAAACCCAUAUGCCUGUGUAGCUGCUGGAAUAGCUAGCUUAUGGGGCCCUAUGCAUGGAGGUGCAAAUGAAGCUGUCCUCGCAAUGCUUGAUGAAGUAAAAAGUGUUGAAAACGUCGAUACCUAUAUUGCAAAAGCUAAAAAUCCUAACGACAGUUUUAGACUUAUGGGUUUUGGCCAUCGUGUUUAUAAAAACCAUGAUCCAAGAAAUCAUAUAAUUCAAGAGAUUGCUCAUGAAGUUUUAACUCAUUUAAAAUGCAACAAGCAAGACAUUUUUGACUUAGCGAUAGAGCUAGAGAAAAAAGCCUUAAGUGACGAUUAUUUUAUUAAAAGAAAGCUAUUUCCAAAUGUAGAUUUUUAUUCUGGGAUUGUCCUUGAAGCAAUUGGAAUCCCACGUGACAUGUUUACUGUGAUUUUUGCUUUAGCUAGAGUCAUCGGCUGGAUGUCACAGUGGCAUGAGAUGAUGUCUGAGUCUGUCAAAAAAAUCGGAAGACCAAGACAGCUUUACAUUGGAGCUCAAAAAAGAACAGUCCAACCUAUAGAACUAACUCCCCCCCCUCCGUGAGUGAACAAAAAAAUUUUUGUUCACUCACGGAGGGGGGUUAAUUUUUUUUUUUUUUAAAAAAUUUAUAUAUAAAUUUUCUAAAAAAUUUUUUUUUUUUCGAAAUUUAAAAAAAAUCCUAAUUUGCCAAAAUUUGAAAAGCAAAUAUUAAUUUAAAUUUAUAAAAUUUAUGUUUUAAAAUGCAAUUUGUUUAAAUUAAACAGAAUUAGCUUUAGAUUUCAUUAUAUUAAUUAUCAUUUAUAUAUAUCAAAAUUUUUUUCCAUUAAAAUUUUUCUAUUAAAAAAAAUUUUUGUUCACUCACGGAAGGUGGGUUUUUGGGCAAAAAACAGCGAUUUUUCUAAUGGUUUUGUUCACUCACGGAGGGGGGGGGAGUAAGAGAAGGCAGAGAAAGCAUCCACCCUGAAAUAAUAAAUUCACCCAGAAAAGUAUGGUCACCUAUAAAAGAUAAAGCAGCCAUUUAA